AUGGAUCCCAAUACUUAAAUUAAUGAGAGAUACACAAAAUUGUAAGAGAAAUUAGGUGCUUUACAGUUUGAAGUUGAUACAACAAAAGAUGCAAAAAUAGAUGAAAUUUAUGAUAGAAUCAAUUAAGCAUAAAGUGAAUUGAAAGAUAUUAUUAAUAAUUACAAUGAAUAACUUGUAAGAUUUUCUUGUGAAUAUAGGGAUAAUUGACAAAUUAAUUUUCAGAUCUGAGCAAAAAAUUUGGAAAGCAAAAUGAAUAAUAUAGUUCAUCUCAUGAAAUGAAACUAAAAGAGAUUAGAAAUUUAGAGAAUAAGCUUCAGAAAAUUCUUGAUAAUGAUAUAAAGAUAAAUAGAGAGUAAAGUGACUAAGUCCUUUCAAAUUAUGAUCAAUAAGUACAUUUUUAAAAAUUACAAUAUUAAAGGUUUAAGAUUUACUCUAACAAAUAGGGUAAGAAAUAAAAGUUAGAAAUUAAUAAGUAAAUAUAAUAAAUACAACUCUUUAAAAUGAUCUGCCAGCUUUAUGGUAAUAUAAUGUAUAAGAAAAUUAAGAAAGGGUAAAAGAGGAUUAGGAUGUUGUUAAAAGAGCUAGCAAUGAGAUUUCUAAACUAUAUGAAUAAACUAAUUAAGGAAAAUAAUAGAGGUACAAUUAAGUAUGAGAUUCAUAGAGAAGAUGCAGAAAUGAGUAUGUUUACUAUGCUAAAAGAAGUGGUAGUAAGAAUUAAAAGCGAAUUAGAAGGAGAGAGAUAAUUAAGAAUGGAUGGACAUGAGGCUUUAUUAUCAAUACUUGAAGAAGCUUAUGAAAAAAUGGAAGAAACACAUGCAAAAGUUUAAUAAUAAAAGGCUGCUUUACAAGAAAAAUGA
Molecule: messenger RNA, 857 nt
Organism: Paramecium sonneborni
Lineage: Eukaryota; Ciliophora; Oligohymenophorea; Peniculida; Parameciidae
Source: the annotation of a GenBank genome assembly